AUGACUAACAACUCCCACCGCAGUGAUAUCCGAUCGCCGAUAGGCUCACGCCCGGCGCUCAUCUACCGUAACAUACUGUGUGUCAACCACCAGUUCUACAACGUCGGCGUGGAAUGGCUUUAUAGGACCCUGUGCUUUCGCUCUCUAGAACAGCUAAAGCUUUUUGCACAGACGAGCGAGAACAUGGGUGUAGCACCGCGUUCGGUAACUGUCGACCUGACAGGCAAAUUUGCGAGAUCAGAUGUCUGGCAACAUCUUCGCGAAGCGUUGUGCAGGUGCCGCGAUCGUACUAGGAAACUGGGGUUAAGGGAGAAGCAGAUCCCAUUGGAGAUUCUUAGUCUGAAGCUCCAUUCAUACUCACGGGAUAGCAGCCACCAUGUGUUCGAAGAGGCACUGUCCAUUGCCAAUCCCCGAGUAUUUCGGUGGACCGGACCUGACCCGGAUCACCACUUCUCCACUGCGAUCGUUGCGCCCGUAGCAAGCCGCCUGUGUAGAACAUUUGGCAUUUGGUCCAACAUUCAAGAUAUCACGGUCACUAACAUCACCUUCUCCGUCGAAUCGGACGAUUCAGUAAUGCCAUUACUUCCAGAGAUUCCCGGUCUUCGCACUCUCUAUGUGGGUCAGGCGACGUUCCUGAGUGCAGGGUCUGUUGCGGCACUGUUCUGUGUCAAUAGAAUGGCGAGCCUGGAAAGGGUGAGGCUCGUGGAUGCCUACUGUGAGAGUAUUUGGGGCUCUAGAAUUCGGAGGUCGGAUAUCGAGAAGGCAGUCCAAAUUAUAAUGUUUCCCCAGGAUGCGGCACAAUACGAAGGUGUACUUUCACGCAUUCGGAAUAUACUUACAUGCGAGAAGAAGACGGAGCGUAUAAUUGGAGGGGAUCGGGUGGAGGGUAACAUCUUUCUGGUUUGA
Suillus bovinus is the source of this 906-nucleotide messenger RNA. RefSeq lists its product as uncharacterized. Lineage: Eukaryota; Fungi; Basidiomycota; Agaricomycetes; Boletales; Suillaceae. The transcript has 4 exons. The record is from RefSeq and is a predicted model, not a curated record. Bases 1 to 906 code for a protein of 301 amino acids.